Nomia melanderi (Alkali bee) is the source of this 1980-nucleotide messenger RNA. RefSeq lists its product as uncharacterized. The record is from RefSeq and is a predicted model, not a curated record. Gene Ontology annotation, biological process: regulation of alternative mRNA splicing, via spliceosome. Gene Ontology annotation, cellular component: nucleus. Gene Ontology annotation, molecular function: single-stranded RNA binding. Lineage: Eukaryota; Metazoa; Arthropoda; Insecta; Hymenoptera; Halictidae.
GUAGAUAAUUAGAUAUUGAUGCUAUUCGUUAGAUGGCGCAACAUUGUAUGUUUGUAUGUGGUGUAUUCACAGUUUUACAUAAAAUUUAAUUUGUUAUUUGAAUUUUAUUUUAUUGUUGUGUAUAUUGUUAGAUGGCUUUAUGUCCUUUAAGGUUGCAGGGAUUUGGAUUGGCGUUUGAUUAAUCAGUCUGGUUUUAAUUUCCGUUUGAGUACUCAAUAAAUUUAAGUUUAUAUUUAUUUGUCGUUACAUAGAAUUUCACGAUGGACGAAGAUAUGCGUACUUUGUGGUGUGGAAAUUUGAGUGACAAAGUAUCGGAAGAGAUUCUAUAUGAAUUAUUCUUACAGGGUGGCCCUGUGCAAAGAGUUUCUAUUCCUAAAGAUCGUGAUGGAAGGCAAAGAACAUAUGGAUUUGUAACUUAUAAACAUAUUGUUUCUGUAUCGUAUGCUUUGGAUCUAUUCGAUGGUACAAUGCUGUUUAAUCGUCCCAUUUGUAUGAGCACAAGGAACAACAUGGAAUUACAACAAAAAACAAACUCACAGGAUCAGUAUCUUAAUAACUUGAAUCAUCUACUUCAGUUAGGACAACAAAUGUUGUUAGAAAAUAAUUCUCCUCACAUGAAAAUUGACAUGUACGGAGGAAAUAUGUUGCCAAGUUCAGGUCCUUAUUCUAGGAAGUCAGAAGUUCAUUCUUAUGAAGAUAAUAGAAGAUCUGUACGAUCGCAUCCUUAUCGUAGAGAAGAAAGUAAAAAGAAUAACAGACAUAAGAAUCAUAGAUCUAGAACUAGUCAUAACAGUCACAGAUCAAAUGAUUAUUCUAGAAGGGAUUACAAAAGUAAUAAACACAACUAUCACUAACGAAAUGCAUUAUAUAAAACAGAUAGGCUAUACAAUAUUAAUUUCUAUUAUUACAAUGAUUUAAUUUUAAACAAUUUAGAAGCACAUAUUUUUUUUUUAGUAAAGUAUUUUACCUUGUAAAAUUUAUUAUAGAUCUUAACAACUUACUGUGCAUUAUUAUUGAUUAUAUUAUCAUUAAUCUUACACCUUUUUCACUCUCGUGUAUUGGAUGCAAUAAUAACAAAAUAACUUUUCGUCAUGAAAGUAUAUAUUAUUGAAUUAAAGUAAGAAUCUGAUAAGAGUUAUUUUAUUUCAUAUAUUAAUACUUUGCAAACAUCGGAAUGAUAAUCACGUGUACGUGACAGCGACCGGUAAAGUGUUAAAGCAAUUAGUAUGUUCUGAAUAACAACUGUAUGGGUUGUAACACGUUUUAUCAUUUAAGUGAAAUUCUGCAGUUUGUUUAAAUGUAUGUGCAGCUUUCUCUGCAAGCAUUAAAACUGCAGCAUUAAUAUUACCACUUGGUAAUGAUGGUAGUACAGAUGCAUCUAUUACAUACAAAUUUCUCAUGCCAUAAACCCUGUGAAGAAGAUGUUUUAUAUAUUAUUUAUACAUAAAUCAUCAGUUUGUAUGAAAAUGUAAUAAAUUACUUGAACUUUUGGUCAACAACAUCACCCAUCCGGCAUGUUCCAGCAGGAUGAUAAGAAGUUAAAGUUAAGUGUUGUAUGUAACAUUCCCAGUACUUUACACUAUCAAACUUUUCUUUUUCACAACCAGGAAAAUGUUUUUCAUAAAUGGAUGCACCAAGAGUUUUCAUAGCAUUUGUUCUAACGAGUUUCUUUACAAAUUGUAAUCCUGUAAAAUUAAGUACUAUGUAUUGCGAUUAGCACUCAAAUUUUUUAUAUAUUGCAUUGAAAUUUCAUUAAUCUCAGUACCAUCAACAAGAAGUGCAAUGUCAUCCUUAUUUGUUAAGUAUUUUGGAUUAAUUAGUGGUGGAUCAGAAGGAUUAGUACUGUGUAAUUUAACUUCUCCCGUACUUUUUGGAUGUAGCAGAACUGGAGCAAUUGUUACUGUAUUCUUAUAAGCAAGGGGAGCAAAGUAUUCAUUGUAAACCUAUGUAAAAAAAUACUUAAUAAAUACUUUAUGAAGC